AUGUUUGGCCCUCGCAGAGUUUUACAAUCCCGACUGCGCAACCUCGCGAUCCAAGCGCAACCAUGGUCUCGGCCCAGUUUCCUAGGACCACGAAACAGCAGCACCGUUGCUCAUCCUCCCGCACCCAAUUCACCGAAGUGGCCGCGACGUUUGAUCUAUACUGGAUUAUUUGGUGGACUGGGGCUGGCAGCUGGGAAAUGGAUAGACUGGCAAGUUUCCGCACCUCCUGUGCCGGGAUCAGUUGAAGAUAUUGUCAUGCUGGAGGAGAUUCACUACGCUUACGAGAACGGCCUGCCUCUCGUGCGAGACCUCCGCAAGAACCCGGACUAUGUGGAAGCGGACGUGUAUGGGAAUUAUUCGGAGGAGGACAAGAUAGGGAGGCUGACGUCUGGACCCUUGAGCGGGAGCCGAGGGCUGGCGCUUCAGAAAGUCUUUUGGAACGAGAAGGAGAAGAAGGCGGUUAGCGUGGUCUUCCUUGGGCCGGGGCUGGAAGGAUGGCCAACAGUCGUUCAUGGCGGAGCUCUUGGCACUGUGAUAGAUGAGAGUCUAGGACGUGUCGCAAUUCGCCAUCUUCCUGCGCGCACGGGGGUUACUGCCAACCUCGAAAUCAACUAUCGGGCUCCGGUGUACUCGGGCAAUUUCUACUCGUUCCACGCGACCGUCGACCAGGAACGCAGCAAUGAUCGCAAGGCCUACGUGACUGGCGAAGUGCGUGACCCCGUUGGAAGGCUGUGCGCUCAAGCCUCCGCGCUUUUCGUGGUCCCCAAGAAUUACAAGCUGCAAGAGGUUGGCACGAAAUAUUGA
Molecule: messenger RNA, 804 nt
Organism: Aspergillus melleus
Lineage: Eukaryota; Fungi; Ascomycota; Eurotiomycetes; Eurotiales; Aspergillaceae
Product: PaaI family thioesterase
Exons: 2
Coding region: 1-804 (267 amino acids)
Source: RefSeq, a predicted model, not a curated record